CGUACACGUGUGUAUUUCUGAAUCAAAAACCCCUAAAUAAAAAUGAGUUCUUAAUUUUAUCGGCGAGGGAAAAAAUGGCGAUGGCUUUGUCCAACACAACCACAAGCUCUAACCUCAACCACUACUCAAUUCUCUCGCCGUUCUCAUCGCCGUAUCACCUUCACCGUCGAAGCAUCGUCCUACUCGCUAGUCCUUGCCGUUUACGCCGCCUCGCAGUUGCUGGUGGUCCUCCUUCUCCUCCAGGCCCUGAUCCGCCUCCGCCUGAGGACACCACUCAGCUUGCAGGUCUUGUGGGAGCUGUAACAAGGAUUCAAGACCGCGUAAAGAUCUUCCUCGCAGUGUUUUUUUGGAUGUUUCUCUUCUUCUGGGUUACAGUGACAGAUGGGAGAGGUAAAGGCAAAGGCAAGAAGAGUUCACGUUUCAAAUAGUUUCCAUAUAUGAAGAGGCUUUGGUGAAUGGUGAUCAUCUACUAUCUCUCUAUAUAUAUAUACAUUACAUAUGUCCAGAGAGAUGACAUACCUGUAGAAAAUUCACCAAGUAAGCAUCUUCCUUGUACAUGACUUAAUUCAGAUGAUUAUAGGAUACAAUAAUACAUCAUAAGAUCGUGUUAUCUUUGUUAA
Arabidopsis lyrata subsp. lyrata is the source of this 620-nucleotide messenger RNA. RefSeq lists its product as uncharacterized. The record is from RefSeq and is a predicted model, not a curated record. The transcript has 2 exons. Bases 75 to 428 code for a protein of 117 amino acids. NCBI's taxonomy places the organism in Eukaryota, Viridiplantae, Streptophyta, Magnoliopsida, Brassicales, Brassicaceae.